CUGAAUUUUCAGCAGGCUUAGCCUAUUUUUAUAUUAUUUUUUUAAUUCCACCUUUGAUUAAUAUGAACUGUUCGCUAUUUUGUCAAACAGUGAAAAAUUAUUCGGCCAAUAUCUUUAUCGUACAGUUAUUUGGGGGAUUUUUCAGGAUAUACACGACUACAGACUAGAAUCCUCCCGCAUCACGUCGCCGCCUUAUCGCGUCAUCCUGGAAAUAGGCGUUGUUGUGUGCACGCGCACCUUUCCAUCCGUAUCCAGGCAGCGCACGCGCAGGGACGCAUGGCUUGGUCCCACUCCACUGUUCAGAGAGGCGCAGCUCCAUUUAGCGCAGUUUCCUCUGACGCAUUUAUCACGGAGUAAUAAUAAACUACACACCUGAGCAUGGACGCAUUAAAAUCAGCCGGGAGAGCCAUAAUAAAAAGUCCUGGAGUUCCGCGGCACACAUGGGGAACCGCCAAGCACGAAAAGCUUCCAGAGAACUGGACGGACACUAAGGAGACCCUGCUGGAGGGAAUGGUGUUCAAUGUGAAGUACCUGGGCAUGACGUUGGUGGGUCAGCCUAAAGGAGAGGAAAUGGCUGCUGCAGCCAUCCACAGGAUUGUCUCAAUGGCUCGAUCCAGUGCAAAGAAAUUUCGGAAGGUCACCCUCACCGUUUCCCCAAAAGGGAUCAUCAUUACAGACACAGAGUCCAGCGAUCUCAUAGAGAACGUGUCUAUUUACAGAAUCUCCUACUGCACGGCUGAUAAAACUCAGGAUAAAGUCUUUGCCUACGUCUCACAGAGUGAGUUCAGUGAAACUCUGGAGUGCCAUGCCUUCCUCUGCCAAAAGAAAAAAAUUGCCCAGGCAGUCACACUUACAGUAGCACAGGCUUUUAAAGUUGCCUUGGACUUCUGGGAAAUUGCCCAAGAAGACAAAAGUAAGAAGGCUCGCACAUGCUGUUCCUGUUCAGGCAGUGAUCUUCAUGUGGAAACACAACCUCACUCUGCUUCAGAGGCUGAAAAAACCCAGGCACUGAUGGAGCACAAACUACAGAAGCCCUUCCACUCCUCUUCCAUAUAUUCACCAUCUCCAUGCAGCAAGUCUGUCAGGAGACGGCCAGUUAAACAGGAUUCCUGGGAUGUGGAAGAAGAAGGCCUCAACACAUUCUCAAGGCAGCAGUAUGGGGCUGGAGGAGAUGGACACAGAAUCAGACUGGCAGAGUCCUGCUCCAGAACAGUGUUUGAGGAUGCAGCUGUGAGCCCACUGGAGGAGAACUGCAUGUCUCUCAGCAGUGAAGAGACAGAUUAAUCACCCACCCACACACACACACACACACACACAUACACACACACACACACACACACACACACAUAUAUAUAUAUAUAUAUAUAUAUAUAUAUAUAUAUAUAUAUAUAUAUAUAUAUA
Molecule: messenger RNA, 1401 nt
Organism: Ictalurus punctatus (channel catfish)
Lineage: Eukaryota; Metazoa; Chordata; Actinopteri; Siluriformes; Ictaluridae
Product: low density lipoprotein receptor adapter protein 1-B
Exons: 10
Coding region: 379-1284 (301 amino acids)
Source: RefSeq, a predicted model, not a curated record